AUGAAAGAAUGUAUAUUGGAAGUAGCCUCGGCAUUUUUUGAAGAAAAAAAGGAUGAUGUCGCUGCAAUUCGUGGUAUUCCAAUGUCGGCAAGAAGUAAUACGAGAAGAAUGGAAAUUUUAGCUACUGAUAUUAAAAGCACUCUGCUUGAACUUUUGGAAAAGGCACCAUGCUAUGCCAUUGCACUUGACGAAUCAUGUGAUAUUGUUGAUGAUGAGAAAAUAUCUAUUUUUGUGAGAUUUUUUGAGAUUGAAAAUAAGAUAUUCAGGGAAGAAUUGCUUGCAAUAUUGCCUUUGAAAGUGUCACUUUCAACUGGCGGCACCCCAUCAAUGACUGGCAAAGAAAAAGGUGUAGUAAAGAAAAUCAGGGAUCAGAAUCCAGGCCUAAUAUCAUAUCAGUGUAUAAUUCAUCAGACUGCCCUUUAUGGAAAACUCAGUGCCACACUGAAGAAGUAA
This is a messenger RNA of Schistocerca serialis cubense, 453 nucleotides long. RefSeq names its product protein FAM200A-like. The coding region runs from base 1 to 453 and encodes 150 amino acids. The record is from RefSeq and is a predicted model, not a curated record. The transcript is spliced from 2 exons. Lineage: Eukaryota; Metazoa; Arthropoda; Insecta; Orthoptera; Acrididae.